Messenger RNA from Olea europaea var. sylvestris, 1047 nucleotides. Its product is annotated as G-type lectin S-receptor-like serine/threonine-protein kinase At1g34300. The record is from RefSeq and is a predicted model, not a curated record. Gene Ontology annotation, molecular function: protein kinase activity; ATP binding. The coding region runs from base 1 to 1047 and encodes 348 amino acids. The transcript has 3 exons. NCBI's taxonomy places the organism in Eukaryota, Viridiplantae, Streptophyta, Magnoliopsida, Lamiales, Oleaceae. Gene Ontology annotation, biological process: protein phosphorylation.
AUGUAUAUCUGUGAAAUCACUGAGAAUGUUCUCCUUCUGCUCAUUCCUAUGGAGCUCACAGUGAUUGGAAGAUGCAGUACUCACCAUUUAUAUUUGGUAAGACUAUUAGGAUUCUGCAGCGAAGGGCGUCAUAGGUUAUUGGUAUAUGAGUUCAUGAAAAACGGUUCUCUAAAUAAGUUCCUCUUUACUUCGGAUGAGCAGUCAUGUAGGGAAGUUCUAUAUUGGAGAUAUCGAUAUAACAUUGCACUUGGAACUGCAAAAGGGAUUACCUACCUUCACGAGGAAUGUCGUGACUGUAUUGUUCAUUCUGAUAUAAAACCCGAAAAUAUUCUCUUAGAUGAAAAUUAUAAUGCUAAGAUCUCGGAUUUUGGCCUAGCACGACUCAUAAACACGAAUGGGCAGAGACACCGGACGAUACUGUCUGUGAGGGGGACAAGAGGAUACUUGCUACUGGAAUCGCUAGCAAAUCUUCUGGUCAAUAUAAAAGCUGAUGUUUAUAGUUAUGGAAUGGUGUUGUUAGAAAUCAUAAGUGGGAGAAAGAAUUUUGAAGUUUCGACCGAGACUAAUCACAAAAAGCUUUCGUUGUGGGCAUAUGAAGAGUUUGAGAAGGGCAACAUCGAGGCAAUUCUUGAUAAAAGGCUUCUUAGACACGAGGUCGACAUAGAACAAGCUAUAAGAACAAUUCGAAUAGGCUUUUGGUGCAUCCAAGGGCAACCAUCUCUUAGAACUAUGAUGGGAAAAGUUGUGCAGAUGCUCGAAGGGAUUUCUGAAAUACGUACACCACCCCCAUCUAAACUCGACCAGUACUAUCGCUCAGUUUUAAGUUCUCCCUAUGGAGUAAUCAUUCCAAAUAGUGAUGAAUUCAUCUGCUCCUUCAUCUCAAACGGCAGCAAAUUCUUAUUUGGCUUCAGAACAAAAUUCAGAAGGGAAAACUUCCUUUCUGCUAUAGGAAAACUGGACAUGAUUAUGCCAGAAGCAGAACCUCGUAUUAGUUCCAGAGAAGUCCUAAUUGCUGAGAAAGAAACGUCAGUCAGUUACACUAUCUAG